UUUCGUUCUGAAGUGAGACAUAGGACGCAAAGUGUGUGUAACAAUACCUCAUCAACAAUACUUUAUCGUUGCCAAUUAUGCAAAGACGUCGCCGAGGGCUAGCCGGCGAGGUCCAGGCAAGUUCAGAUGUCCCUUCGACCUUACCCACGACGACCCCAGAUGCCAGAGAGCAAGAAAUAUAUACUAGGUUUCCUAAUUUAUUUUCGACGGCAAAAGAGUUCAAUGUGCCAAUAUAUCCCAUGUGGGGGGAUGUAGGAGUCCCAGAGCCACUACAUAAUCCAGACAUACCUGGUCGGCGAAGCUAUGCUACGGGAGCAGGCUUUUCUGCCCGAGUAAUCAGACAUCAGAUGGUAAAAGGUGUCGGCAAUGCCAAGGCUGGCCAGCUGGUCGCUCUCAAGAAUUUCCGUAUUAAUAGCAACGAUAAUUCCACGCUGCCAACAGUUUACGAAGCCGUAAUACGAGAAAUCAAAGCUCUAAAGCAUCCAUUACUUAACGAUCAUGAGAAUAUCUGCGAUCUAUUUUGUAUUGCUUGGAUACCCGGAGAAUUUCCAAUAAAUCUCAUUUUGGAACUUGGAAGCUAUGGGACGCUCGAAGAUGUACUUGGGGGACUUACGAUGGGACCUUCUUGGUUGCAGAAGAUGAACAUGACAAUCGACAUUAGCCUAGGUCUUCGCGCGAUUCAUGAUGCAGGAAUAAUUCACGGCGAUAUCAAGCCUGCAAAUAUCAUCAUUCAAAAACACGAGAAUAGGCAGAUAGUCGCUAAGUUCAUUGAUUUCGGUGGUGCUGCAAGUUCCGAUACUUCCCGGCCUGGCAUGCGAACUGAGAUCUGGAGUGCUCCGGAGGUAAUCAUGGGCGGCAGGAAUAUUGACUGGAAGAGUGCAGAUGUUUACUCUUACGGACUAGUCAUUGCUAGUAUAUGGGCAAGAAGGUUACUGCAUCAGACUGUAGGGUCGCAAACCUCUUGCUUUCUCGAACGAUACCUUCCGCCAGCCCUAAGCGAAUCCCAACGCAGUCAACGAAUGCUUAUUAUGAAAACAGACCCCGAUCCAGAAGCCAGCGGGGCGGGUGACUCAAUUGGCAUGGGUGUUUUGAGUCAGAGCCUGAUAAAAGAUGAACAUUUCAUCAACGAUCUGCUAUGCAUGACACUCCUAGUCAUCCCUGAUAAGAGAAAGUCCAUGUCUAUAAUCACAUCAACACAUAUGCCUAAGCUAUGCAAAAAAAUAGGCAGAGACACAAACUUGGGAUCACCACCAAAGGAGUCGGUAACGACAGUCCUGACACCAACGGCUAAGGGAGAGCCCGAAUACUUACCUGAGUUUGUUUUUGAAUCGUUAGAAGAGAUUCAGUUAGGGACCACCGACCCUCCAUGGUAUCGUGAAUCUGGCCGCGAUCACCCACUCAUAAAGCUUCUGGUGUGCAUAUGUGCUCCCAGGGCGGAGCCAGCAAAGAAUGCGAUGGCCAAAAAUAUGCAUCUAUUUACUGAUUGGAAAAGUGACGUCACGAAUCAGCCCUCAAAACUGCUCGAGAUUACCUUGUCUACCCUAGCUGAGCUUGGACAAGGUCCUGAUCUUGGUGAUAGCCACAAAUCUGCGUACACUCUUGCAGAGUUAGAGGUGAACUCAGAUUCUUUCAUGUCUGAGCACGAUCGUUUAAAUUACAUAUACGCAUCUGUCCUAGGAGGCUCCACUAACUCUCUCGUGAUGGCUCCUUUGCUAGGAGAUUCUUACGACGCUCAUUUACCAGAAGAUAGCAUCAAGCUCUUUUGCUUGGUUAUAGGUACGCUUUUUAAGCAUCAACAGUCCGCAACACUACUUCGUGAGUCAAGGCCCGACUUGCACGAGAGUACAAGACGCAUCUUACAAGCACACAUACCAUUAUCACUUAAAGUAGAUAGAGAAUCCGUAUCGCUAUAUCUCAAAGAAAUUCAAACGGCACCACUGCUAGAUAAACAUGAGGCAGAUUUGUUGACGUUGAUUGCGUCGCAGAAUAUUGAGGAAGUCAAACAGUUCUUAGAACGCCAGGAUUGCGAUGCUACUAUUACAGACAUGUAUGGUGUCGGUGCACUGUAUUAUCUUAGCUACCUUUCUGAUGAAGAGGCAACUAGUCUUGCAAAAGCAUGUCACGAUAAAGGUGCCAGUUUGACUCAAGAGACUACCAAAUUCCCUUAUUAUUUCAAAAUCGAUCCGGACGAGGAACUGGAGUCUACACCGCUACGAAUAGCGAUACGGAAAAGGAUGCCUAGAUAUUCUGUACGCCUCCUUGAACUACACAUUGAAACAAGCACGCCCGUACCAAACGAUGGGCUUAUACUCUUAGAGAGCGUUAUGUACGACUCCCACAACAUAUUGCAAGUUAUGCUAGAACGGUUAUCCAACAACCCUCAUAUAUUUCCACAGAUAAGCAAGAUGGGUUCUCUCAGUCACUUUGCCCUAAAAUUUACUCGUGAAUUAAGACUGGAUCUGGAUACCCCAAUUUCGGGUGAGUACCUAGACAUGCGCAUAAAUAACGGGCGAAAUUUCCAAUAUAAUCGCAGAUCAGUUCUCCGUUUAAUGCUAGACCUAUCCAAGGAGCUACCAGAGUGGCCCGACCAUAUCUCACAACUGGUCAUGGCAAGUGUAGUACGGCGAGACCACAUCGCUUUGCAAGCCAUCUUAGAGUGCUAUAAAGACUCCGAACCUGCACCUUCAUACGAAGAGCUUUCCACAAGGCUACUUCACCAUUUCCUCGCGUCCAUUUCAUUGAGUCAGCAUAGAUGUUUCGAUCAAUUCCUCAAAGUCUUCCCUGAGUUAGCAAAAUUAAAAACAACCGAGGGCCGUUCGAUGCUUUUCCAUACCAUAAAAAAUGAUGAUCCAUAUUUUACUAAAGAGAUUUUACAGCUUGGAGCCUGCUAUAACAACCACGGACCGCUCUCUCUAGAUUCAUAUUUUACCAAGGGUGAUGAGGGAGCGGAAUAUUGCCCUCCCCUUGAUGCCGAGCAAUUCAGAUCUUGGAGUAGCGGCCUGGAUUGUCCCUUAUUUUUUGCUUUGCUCCUCGGUCGUAUUGGAUCAGCUACCCUUAUCUACGACUCUCUGACUGACUGUCAACAACAACUGGUCCUUCCGGAGUUGGCUUCUGGUAACAUUGUAGGUGCCUGGGUCGACAGACAUAACCUAGGAAUCUUGAAUUCUAUCGAUUGGAUGAUUGAAAGGGGUAAAUUAAGCUUCUUGGGGUUUUACGGGGCACCAACUUGGAUGCCCCUAAUUGCCCGUAGUCAAUCAGGAGUUCCCGAGCAUGUCGAUUUGGAUGUACAAAUGGCAAGGAAAUUAUUUGAAGCCUUCCCAGAUCGGCUGUCUUACGUUGACUACUCUGGGAAGAUGGCUAUACAUUGGGUAGCGCGUCAUGGGCAUGUCGGGAUGCUUGAGUUACUACUUGCCAUGGGCGUAGGUAUCAAUACGGAGGCUAGGGAUGAUAAUAGGACAGGUUUAACAGCAUUGGAUCUUGCGAAGAGUGCGCUAUCGGACGGCCCAGACAUAGAGAUUAAGACGGCAGGAAAAGCCGUAAUUUCUCGAUGGAGGCGACGACUACAAGAAACGAUCAGCCUCCUUGAGUCCCAUGGCGCGGAACUUGGGAGAUUCUCUACGGAUGUAGACCUUGAAGAUUCGAACUCUACUACUUCCCAUGAUGGAGUGGAUCAAUUCGAUAUGGAUGAAUACGAUUUACAAGACCUUAAUGGAGGCUACCCUUUAAGGCUCGGACUAGGCCACGCAAGCCCAACUAUAGAAGAGCAGGAGAAGGCUAAGAAUUGGAUGAAAGUAAAAAGUAUAGAUGGUCAAGUUAAGAAAUUAAGUAGGAGGUUAGUCAACGCGUGGCUUAAGGACAAUUUAAAUCAACCAGAGAGUGGGUUGUUCGAGAAACCGCCUGAGCAGUACAGCGACUUUCUUGAAAGAGCAGUCGCCUCCAGAAAGAAAGAAUGGGCUAUAAACUGCCAGGACCUUUUGCCGCCCGACCUUGGCCUUGACCCAAGAGUGAGAGAAUGGCAUGAAUAUGGGGCCAUGAUAACUAAGGCAAUUAAUGACUCGGUUGAGCUGAUACCGCGCUUCCACCGGCUAAUUGUUGAAAUGGAGUCACCUUCGACAAUUUCGGAUCCCAACAUCUGGGAUCUGCUAGGACACCUGAACGAGACCCGUCGAGUUUGGAAUCCGGAACCACAGAGCAGUCAAGUUUUGACCAAGCGAAUCGAUAUAGUCUCUAAAAUCCCUAGGAAGUUAGCCACCGAAUACGCCUUCCAGGAAGCAGAGAAACAACUGUCAGACUUGCAGGUGCCUAAAGAUCCGGGAGAUGGCUUUGUAUUGGUUGUAUGGAGAAUACUCGAUUAUAGGACAGACCUGACACCUAAAGAAGUGGGCAUCAUACAGAAGCAUAUUGGGAGUUGUUUGGUUUUUACCAUCUCGCGGACUAUGGUUGGUCAGCGCCCCGUCGUCGCAAAGCGCUUUAUUCCUUUUACCUGACACCUGGACAACAUUGCAUGGCGCAUUGGGUAAACGAUGUUAGGUAUUAUCGAAGAGUGUGCUUUAUGUUUGUUAAAGGAUGAGGGUAAUUGUAGAGAAUAAACGAGGAAGAAGGUUGAAAGGCA
Daldinia vernicosa is the source of this 4612-nucleotide messenger RNA. RefSeq lists its product as uncharacterized. Gene Ontology annotation, cellular component: autophagosome; cytoplasm. Gene Ontology annotation, biological process: autophagy; protein autophosphorylation; peptidyl-serine phosphorylation. Bases 78 to 4487 code for a protein of 1469 amino acids. NCBI's taxonomy places the organism in Eukaryota, Fungi, Ascomycota, Sordariomycetes, Xylariales, Hypoxylaceae. The transcript has a single exon. Gene Ontology annotation, molecular function: ATP binding; protein binding; protein serine/threonine kinase activity. The record is from RefSeq and is a predicted model, not a curated record.